AUGAGAAUGUCAGCUGUAGCUGCUUUCGCUCUAGCCCUUGGUCUCAUCCUUGUGAACUUCACAAGGCAAUGCCACGCUGCUCUUCAGGUAGGAUAUUACAAGGACAAAUGCAUGUUAAAAGAUGUUGAGGGCAUUGUUUUCUCUGCAGUCGCACGAAGAUUCGACAAGGAUCCAACAAUUGCAGCUGCUCUCAUUCGUUUACACUUCCAUGACUGCUUUGUCAAUGGAUGUGAUGCAUCAAUUCUCCUAGACGGUAACUCCAGUGAGAAAACUGCGCCUCCAAAUCGAAGUGUUAGGGGUUAUGAUGUUAUUGAUGAAGCAAAGGGUGAAGUGGAGAAAGCCUGUAAAGGAGUUGUUUCUUGUGCUGAUAUCAUAGCCAUGGCUGCUAGAGAUGCUGUAGCGUUGAGUGGAGGAGGGCGGUACAGUGUUGAGACGGGCAGAAGGGACGGGUUUGUAUCUUUGGCUUCGAAUGUAGAUCUUCCGUCUCCAAGUUUCUCAGUUUCCCAAUCCGUUGAUGCAUUUGCCAAGAAAGGACUUGAUCCUACAGAUAUGGUUCUUCUUCUUGGUGGUCAUACAGUUGGGGUUGCACAUUGUUCUCUCUUCCAAGACCGACUUUACAAUUUCCAGAACAGCGGGGAGCCAGACCCGACGAUGGAUCUAUCCUUACUUCGGAAACUGAAAUCAAUCUGUCCGCAAAAUUCACCAGCCGACAGAUCUGUUGACCUUGACCAGAAUCCUCUGAGUUCAUUAACCGUGGACAACUCCUUCUACAAACAGAUAAUUCUCAAGAGGGGAAUUCUUCAAAUUGAUCAAGAGCUGGCCUUCGACCCCUUGACUAAUGGCACAGUGGCCAGUAUAGCCACCAGCAAUGACUUCCCUGCUAAGUUCGGACAGGCAAUGGUUAAGUUGGGAGCUGUUGAUGUCCUUACAGGCUCACAAGGGGAGAUUAGGAAAUCAUGCGGUGUCACCAAUAGUUAUCCCAACUUCCUCCAUUUUUGAAUGAUUUGUUUUUUUUUCUUCAGAUAUUUUUAGGAUGAGUAUUC
This is a messenger RNA of Theobroma cacao (cacao), 1043 nucleotides long. RefSeq names its product root hair specific 18 (gene RHS18). The record is from RefSeq and is a predicted model, not a curated record. Gene Ontology annotation, molecular function: heme binding; peroxidase activity. NCBI's taxonomy places the organism in Eukaryota, Viridiplantae, Streptophyta, Magnoliopsida, Malvales, Malvaceae. Gene Ontology annotation, biological process: response to oxidative stress; hydrogen peroxide catabolic process.